CAAAUUGUUUCUCUCUCUCUCGCUUCUCGUAAACUCAAUCUCUCCAGUCCCGUUAUAACUCAAUUGAAUUUGAUCAAGAACUGUAAGCUUAAAUACUCAAUUUGUUCAUUUUUACUUGUUUUGGAGAUGGCUGAGGAUAAGAGCGGAGAUCCAAGUGAAGUGAGUGAUUACUCAUCGGAAGAUGAAGGGACUGAAGAUUAUAGAAGAGGAGGGUACCACGCGGUGCGUAUUGGCGACACUUUCAAGAACGGUUGCUAUGUGAUUCAGAGCAAGCUUGGUUGGGGUCAUUUCUCCACCGUUUGGCUCGCUUGGGAUACCCAAAGAUCGCGUUAUGUAGCUUUGAAGAUUCAAAAGAGUGCUCAGCAUUACACCGAGGCGGCAAUGGAUGAGAUAAAGAUCCUCAAACAGAUAGCUGAGGGAGAUCCGGACGAUAAAAAGUGUGUUGUGAAGCUCUUGGAUCAUUUUAAGCAUUCGGGGCCUAAUGGGAACCAUAUGUGUAUGGUUUUUGAGUACUUGGGGGAUAACCUUUUGACUCUUAUUAAAUAUAGUGAUUAUCGAGGAGUUCAACUUCACAUGGUUAAAGAGAUUUGUCGUCAUAUUUUGACGGGGCUCGAUUAUUUACACCGUGAACUUUCAAUCAUUCACACUGAUUUGAAGCCGGAGAAUGUGCUACUAUUGUCAAUGAUUGAUCCAUCAAGAGAUCCUAGGAAAUCUGGUGCUUCCCUCAUCCUUCCAACUAGGAAGGAUAAGGUUGUCUUGGAGGCUGUUUCUUCAAAAGAAAUUAAGAGUUUGAAUGGAGAUUUGACAAGGAAUCAGAAAAAGAAGAUUCGGAAGAAGGCUAAGAAGGCAGCUCAAGACUGUGUUGGAAAGGAACCUUUGGAGGAAACCGAGACAGAUUCCAAGACUGGUGGUACGGAAGACACCAAUGCUGAUGUGAAAUCAAAUGAAGUUUCUGGUGAAACGCAGCCAAAUAGUUCUGUGGUUGAAGAUGAUCCAAGGAGUGAUGGAAUUAACAAUCGUGACCAAGGAAAGGAGUGUCAUAGCAGGGGGAGCCGUGCAACGAGGAAAAGGCUGUUGGCUGAAGCUGAUCUUAAAUGUAAAUUGGUUGAUUUUGGCAAUGCUUGCUGGACAUAUAAACAGUUUACAAACGAUAUUCAAACCAGACAGUAUAGAUGCCCUGAGGUUAUCCUUGGAUCCAAGUAUUCAACGUCAGCUGACUUAUGGUCUUUUGCUUGCAUUUGUUUUGAACUGGCUACCGGUGAUGUUCUUUUUGAUCCACACAGUGGUGACAACUAUGAUCGCGAUGAGGAUCACUUGGCAUUGAUGAUGGAGCUUCUCGGAAUGAUGCCACGCAAGAUUGCAUUAGGUGGACGCUACUCUCGGGAUUUUUUCAAUAGACAUGGAGAUUUGAGGCAUAUUCGCCGAUUACGCUUUUGGCCUCUCAGUAAGGUGCUUAUGGAAAAGUAUGAUUUUAACGAGCAAGAUGCUACUGAUAUGGCUGACUUCCUUGGUCCUAUACUUGAUUUUGCCCCUGAAAAUAGACCCACAGCUUCUCAAUGCCUUAGCCAUCCAUGGAUCAGUGCAGGCCCUCUACUGCUCGAACCUUCUGCAACUGUUCACAAACAGUCCAUAGAUGAUAGUACAUCUCAAAAGGAAAGGAAAGAGAAGGAUGACAGAGAGCCCUUGGAGGCUAGGGUAGGGAAUAUAGCAAUCGAUGGGUGAGCUUCAAAGCCAUUGAAAGAAAUGCCUCCGAAGUUGGAAUAACAUUUCGAGGAGAUCUAGCUUGAGUCGGGGAAGGUUUAUUUUAGGGGUUUACUCCAAUUUUGUGAGAA
This is a messenger RNA of Hibiscus syriacus, 1832 nucleotides long. Its product is annotated as SRSF protein kinase 2-like. The transcript is spliced from 4 exons. Gene Ontology annotation, molecular function: protein kinase activity; ATP binding. Lineage: Eukaryota; Viridiplantae; Streptophyta; Magnoliopsida; Malvales; Malvaceae. The record is from RefSeq and is a predicted model, not a curated record. Gene Ontology annotation, biological process: regulation of mRNA processing; protein phosphorylation; spliceosomal complex assembly. Bases 127 to 1722 code for a protein of 531 amino acids.